Molecule: messenger RNA, 2213 nt
Organism: Chroicocephalus ridibundus (black-headed gull)
Lineage: Eukaryota; Metazoa; Chordata; Aves; Charadriiformes; Laridae
Gene: SLC28A2
Product: solute carrier family 28 member 2
Exons: 19
Coding region: 228-2207 (659 amino acids)
Biological process (GO): nucleoside transmembrane transport
Cellular component (GO): plasma membrane
Molecular function (GO): nucleoside:sodium symporter activity
Source: RefSeq, a predicted model, not a curated record
AGCUGUUAAUCGGUAACCGGGACCGGGAGCUGCGCAGACGUCGGGGCUGGCGGAGCUCUGCGACCCUCCUCCAAACAAGGACAUCGCCUUCCUCCCUCUGUCCUUACACAAGGGUGCUCCUACCGCCGAUCGCUGCCUUCUCUGCUCUUCCCUCGUCCUUCUCCAGCCAACGUUGGUCCCUCGCAGUGCAGUUUCUCUGAUGCGUUGAAGCUGCAUCACUUCUGGAGAUGGAAGAAAAACAGAUAACCCUGGACAACCUUGAGAAGGGUGCAGAUAACCCAGCUUUCAGCUCCCUGGGGGAGGAGAGACUCUAUGAGGAAUGUGAUGGUCCACGUGGCGAGAGCAAGGAGGAGAGGAGAGGAGAAGGGAGACUGUCCUCCUACUGCAGGAAGGCCCUGCAGCCGGCAUCCAAGGCAAAGCGCUUCUGCAAGGCUCAUGCCAAGGUGUUGAAAAUGGUCGUCCAGGGGCUUCUUGGAGUAGCCUACCUGUGCUACUUCAUUGCGGCCUGUUGGCUCAACUUUCAGCGAGCCCUUGCCUUGGUCAUCAUGACUGCUGUGGUUGUCUUCUUCACCUGCUGGAGCUUCUUUAAGAAGCACUGUGGGGCAAAGGUAUUGCUGCUCCUCAGCCCCGUUUGGAAGUGCUUCCAGAAGUCCUGGCCAUGGCUGAAAUGGCUGGUGUGGGUGGCCCUCCUGGGAGGCCUGAUCACGUGGCUGGCUUUGGACACCUCCAGAAAUCCGGAGCAGCUCAUCUCAUUAGCUGGCUUCUGCUUUUUGGUGCUGUUCCUGUUUGCCUGCUCCAAGCACCACGGCGCAGUGUCCUGGAGAGCCGUUUUCUGGGGUCUUGGCUUGGAGUUCUUGUUUGGACUCUUCGUCCUCCGAACAUCCCCUGGCGUCCAAGCUUUCCAGUGGCUGGGUGAUCAGAUCCAGUACUUCCUGAGCUACACCACAGCUGGCUCCAGCUUCGUCUUCGGGAACACGCUCAUUGAAGAAGUCUUUGCCUUUCAGACUCUGCCCAUCGUUGUUUUCUUCAGUUGUGUGAUGUCCAUCCUCUACUACCUCGGCGUCAUGCAGUGGCUCAUUGUCAAGAUCUCCUGGCUGCUUCAGAUCUCGAUGGGCACCACUCCCACCGAGACCCUCAGUGUGGCAGGGAACAUUUUUGUGGGACAGACGGAAGCCCCACUGCUCAUCCGCCCCUACCUGGCAGACAUGACCCGUUCAGAAAUCCACGCUGUGAUGACCGGUGGCUUUUCCACCAUUGCAGGCAGCGUGAUGGGUGCCUACAUAUCCUUUGGGAUAGACGCGGCAUCGCUGAUUGCAGCCUCCGUGAUGGCCGCACCCUGCGCCCUCGCCAUGUCCAAACUCGUCUACCCCGAAGUGGAAGAGUCCAAGUUCAAGGGCAAAGCAAGCAUCCGCCUUUCCAGCGGGGAAGAGCAGAACAUCCUGGAAGCUGCGAGCAACGGGGCUGCCGCCUCCGUGGGGCUCGUGGCCAACAUCGCGGCCAACCUCAUUGCCUUCUUGGCCGUGCUGGAGUUCAUCAACGCUGCUUUGCGCUGGUUAGGGGAGAUGGUGGACAUCGAGGGGCUCUCCUUCCAGGUGAUUUGCUCCUACGUCCUCAUGCCUGUGGCCUUUCUCAUGGGGGCAGACUGGGCAGACUCGCCGCUGGUGGCCGAGCUCCUGGGGAUCAAGAUCUUCCUGAACGAGUUCGUGGCGUACCAGCAGCUGGCCACCUACAAGAAAAACCGCCUGUCGGGCCUGGAGGAGUGGGACGGGAGCCGGAAGCAGUGGAUAUCUGAGCGAGCCGAGAGCAUCACCACCUUCGCGCUCUGCGGAUUCGCCAACCUCAGCUCCAUCGGCAUCAUGCUGGGAGGCCUGGCCUCCAUGGUGCCCCAGCGCAAGGGCGACCUGGCCUCCGUCGUGCUGCGAGCUCUGCUCACCGGCAUCUGCGUCUCCAUGCUCAACGCCUGCCUGGCAGGUCUCCUUUAUGUGCCAACGGAGCUGGGUGACUGCGUGACCUUCCUCAGCACCGCCAACUUCAGCUCUACCAGCUACACCACGUACAUGUGCUGCAAGCAGCUCUUUGCCAGCUCGGUGCUCGAGAACGGGACGCUCUCCUUCACGGGACCCUGGGCCGGCGUGGGGGACAGCGUGCUGUGCCUGACGCAGUGCUGCGGGCACUACAACCACACGUCCUGCAUAGGGACAACCUAGAAUCCC